Molecule: messenger RNA, 993 nt
Organism: Tinamus guttatus (white-throated tinamou)
Lineage: Eukaryota; Metazoa; Chordata; Aves; Tinamiformes; Tinamidae
Source: RefSeq, a predicted model, not a curated record
AUUCUCUUUUCCUGCAGGCAUCAUACAAAUCCGGUGGGUACAGAGUGGCGAUGGAAAAUGGAUCAACCUGAAUUGAUCUUGCGAGAGGCUAUUGAGAACCAUCAGAAUAUGAUCAAGCAGUUCAAAGGAGUGUCGGGAGUCAAAGCAGAUCGCUUUGAAGAAGCGAUGACGGCGAAGCACUGUGCGCUGUCCCUGGUGGGAGAGCCCAUCAUGUACCCCGAGAUCAACCGCUUCCUGAAGCUCCUGCACCAGCAGAACAUCUCGAGUUUCCUGGUUACAAAUGCACAGUUCCCAGAGGAGAUUAGGAACCUUGAGCCAGUAACGCAGCUGUAUGUCAGCGUGGAUGCCAGCACCAAAGAGAGCCUGAAGAAAAUUGAUCGGCCCCUCUUCAAGGAUUUCUGGCAGAGGUUUCUAGACAGUUUAACAGCCUUGUCUGAAAAGCAACAGCGCACCGUCUACAGGCUGACGCUGGUGAAAGCCUGGAACGUGGAUGAACUCAAAGCUUAUGCCGAGCUGGUUUCCCUCGGCAAACCAGACUUCAUUGAGGUCAAGGGCGUGACGUACUGCGGUGAAAGCUCAGCCAGCAACCUCACCAUGGCCAACGUGCCCUGGCACGAGGAGGUGGUGCAUUUCGUUCAGGAGCUGGCUGGCCUCAUCCCAGACUACGAAAUUGCCUGCGAGCACGAGCACUCCAACUGUCUGCUGAUCGCUCACAAGAAGUUCAAGAUCAAUGGGGAAUGGUGCACCUGGAUCAACUACGAUCGCUUCCAGGAGCUGGCGCGGGACUACGCGAGGAGCGGAGGCUCCAAGACUUUCACGGCAGCAGAUUACAUGGCCAAAACUCCCCGCUGGGCGCUGUUUGGGUCUAGAGAAAGGGGGUUUGAUCCCUUGGACAUAAGAUACCAGCGAAAGAACAAAACCAAAGACAUCUCCGGGUGUUGAUGUUGCGAAGGGGUUCUCUGAACUCUGAGCCAAUGUAUUUGGGUUUCCAUU